AAACAUUUUACACACUUAAUGUACCAGUCAAAUAUAGGCCUCCAUUGGGGAGGGUUGUGUUUUUUCGAAAUGAAAACGAAUUUUUGAUUAUUGUGCUAUUUAUGACUAUUUUUUUCCCGGUGGAUUAGUGAUAUUGGAAUAAGUGUUAUGGAGACAUACCCAAGUCCGACUCAGCUGAGAUCUGUUUAUAAAUACACGGACCUUAUUAAUCCUGUGAGUCCUGUGAUUGGCCAAAUAGUACAGAGGAAGAAGUCAAAAGAAAAAGAAGAAACUUUUUUGACAUCUGACACAUUUGACAGUUACUCUUAUUUAAAUGAAGUAGGGUUAAGUUUUAAGAUCUAAAUAAAAAUAAACAAGCAUUAUAUCAUAAGUAAUUUUCAAUUUCAAUAAACAUUUAGUAAAAUUAUUAAACCAUGCCAUUGACAGAAUACAUUUCUGCUCUUUCUGAUAAUCCAUACUUUGGUGCUGGAUUUGGACUUUUCGGUGUUGGUGCAGGAGCCGCAUUGUUAAGAAAAGGUUUCCAAUCUUCAUUGAUAUUGUUCAGAAGGCAUUAUAUGAUUACUUUGGAAGUUCCGUGCCGGGAUAAAUCUUAUCAGUGGCUACUUCAAUGGAUGACAGCAAAGGGUGCAAAGCAAACGCAGCAUUUAAGUGUAGAAACAAGUUUCGAACAAAAAGAUAGUGGGCUUAUCAAGACUAAAUACGAUUUCAUUCCCAAUAUAGGAACUCAUUUUUUCCGAUAUGGCAGAACUUGGAUAAAGGUGGAGCGUACUAGAGAACAACAUACCUUAGAUUUACAUAUGGGCACACCAUGGGAAACAGUUCAGCUGACAGCUUUUGGAAAAGACAAACACAUGUUUUUUUCAAUAUUAGAAGAAGCUAGACAGCUGGCAUUGGAUCAACACGAAGGGAAAACAAUAAUGUACAAUGCACUUGGUAGUGAGUGGAGGCCAUUGGGACAUCCAAGAAGAAAAAGACCAAUUUCUUCAGUAAUUCUUGAUACAGGAAAAAGUGAAAAAAUUCUAAAGGACUGUCAAGAAUUUAUUUCAAAUCCCUCUUGGUAUAUUAAUAGAGGAAUUCCAUAUAGAAGAGGUUAUCUUCUUUAUGGGCCUCCAGGAUGUGGUAAAUCGUCUUACAUAACAGCCCUAGCAGGUGAAUUAGGUUUUUCAAUAUGCAUUUUAAAUCUAUCGGAAAGAAGUCUUUCUGAUGAUAGGCUUAAUCAUUUGUUGAGUGUGGCGCCCCAGCAGAGUAUAAUAUUAUUGGAAGAUAUCGAUGCAGCCUUUGUAUCGAGAGAGGACACCACUCAGCAAAAGGCAGCCUACGAGGGUUUAAAUAGAAUUACUUUUAGUGGAUUGUUGAAUUGUUUAGACGGAGUAGCAAGUACAGAAGCAAGAAUAGUGUUUAUGACUACGAAUUAUAUAAAAAGGUUAGACCCCGCUCUCAUUAGACCAGGGCGGGUUGAUAUGCAGGAGUACAUUGGAUGGUGUUCUCAAUCGCAAAUCGAACAAAUGUACUUAAGAUUUUAUGAUGAAGAAGAUGCUGCUAGGCAUGCCAAAUUGUUUGCUGAAAAAGCUACGCAACUUAAUCCAAAUAUUAGUCCAGCUCAAGUACAGGGUUAUUUUAUGCUUCAUAAGCAUUCUAGUUUUAAAGAUGUGAUAGAUAAUUGUGAAAGUUUAUGUCAAUCGAGAAAAAUAUAGAUCUAUUUUGUUAAGU
This is a messenger RNA of Psylliodes chrysocephalus, 1710 nucleotides long. The record is from the annotation of a GenBank genome assembly. Lineage: Eukaryota; Metazoa; Arthropoda; Insecta; Coleoptera; Chrysomelidae.